This is a messenger RNA of Rhinolophus ferrumequinum (greater horseshoe bat), 3720 nucleotides long. It is a transcript of the gene ACO1, whose product is annotated as aconitase 1. NCBI's taxonomy places the organism in Eukaryota, Metazoa, Chordata, Mammalia, Chiroptera, Rhinolophidae. Bases 296 to 2965 code for a protein of 889 amino acids. Gene Ontology annotation, biological process: citrate metabolic process; tricarboxylic acid cycle. The record is from RefSeq and is a predicted model, not a curated record. The transcript is spliced from 21 exons. Gene Ontology annotation, molecular function: aconitate hydratase activity; 3 iron, 4 sulfur cluster binding; iron-responsive element binding. Gene Ontology annotation, cellular component: cytosol; mitochondrion.
CCUCCCACCGAUGGCGAAGUCACCCCAACGGGGGUGAAGGGGCGGGGGAGCCGGGACGGACUCCGCCCCGCGGCUCGGACCACAACCCCGGCGUCCCCGCCCCCGCUCCGCCCAUCGGCCGGUGGCCCGGGGUUGAAGGGCGUGGAGCACGGAGGAGGUGGCGGCAACUGGAACCUCGCCGCUCACGGGAGCGCGCCCCGCAGCGCACGGGAGCGCGCUCAGCAGCUCGGUGUUCGCCUGCUCGCCGGAGCCCCGCGGUGCAUGCAGUCCCCGGGACACGUGACUGUCAGGAACCAUGAGCAACCCAUUUGCAUACCUCGCUGAGCCUUUGGAUCCUGCACAACCAGGAAAGAAAUUCUUCAAUUUGAAGAAAUUGGACGAUUCAAGAUAUGGACGCUUGCCAUUUUCUAUCAGAGUUCUCCUGGAGGCAGCCAUUCGAAACUGUGAUCAAUUUUUGGUGAAGAAAAAUGACAUUGAAAAUAUCCUAAAUUGGAGUGUCAUGCAGCAUCAGAACAUAGAAGUGCCAUUUAAACCUGCCCGUGUCAUCCUGCAGGACUUUACGGGUGUGCCGGCUGUGGUUGACUUUGCUGCAAUGCGUGAUGCUGUGAAAAAGUUAGGAGGAGAUCCCGAAAAAAUAAACCCUGUCUGUCCUGCUGAUCUUGUAAUUGAUCAUUCCAUCCAGGUUGAUUUCAACAGAAGGGCGGACAGUUUACAGAAGAAUCAAGACCUGGAAUUUGAAAGAAAUAGAGAACGAUUUGAAUUUUUAAAGUGGGGUUCCCAGGCUUUUCGCAACAUGCGAAUUAUUCCCCCCGGCUCAGGAAUCAUCCACCAGGUGAAUUUGGAGUAUUUGGCCAGAGUGGUAUUUGAUCAGGAUGGAUAUUAUUACCCAGACAGCCUCGUAGGCACGGACUCGCACACGACCAUGAUUGAUGGUUUGGGUGUUCUCGGUUGGGGUGUGGGUGGUAUUGAAGCAGAAGCUGUCAUGCUGGGCCAGCCAAUCAGCAUGGUGCUUCCCCAGGUGAUUGGCUACAGGCUUAUUGGAAAUCCCCACCCUCUGGUAACAUCCACUGACAUCGUGCUAACCAUCACCAAGCACCUCCGCCAGGUUGGGGUAGUAGGCAAAUUUGUUGAGUUCUUCGGGCCAGGAGUAGCCCAGUUGUCCAUCGCUGACCGAGCUACGAUUGCCAACAUGUGUCCAGAGUAUGGAGCAACUGCUGCCUUUUUCCCGGUUGAUGAAGUUAGUAUCAGGUACCUGGUACAGACAGGUCGUGAUGAAGAAAAGGUAAAGCGCAUUAAAAAGUAUCUUCAGGCUGUAGGAAUGUUUCGAGAUUUCAAUGACUCCGCUCAAGACCCAGACUUUGCCCAGGUUGUGGAAUUAGAUCUGAAAACAGUGGUGCCUUGCUGCAGUGGACCCAAAAGGCCUCAGGACAAAGUUGCCGUGUCAGACAUGAAAAAGGACUUUGAGAGCUGCCUUGGAGCCAAGCAAGGGUUUAAAGGAUUCCAGGUUGUUCCGGAGCAUCAUAACAACCAAACGACGUUUAUCUAUGAUAACAGCGAAUUCACCCUUGCUCAUGGUUCUGUGGUGAUCGCCGCCAUUACCAGCUGCACUAACACGAGUAAUCCCUCUGUGAUGUUAGGAGCCGGAUUGUUAGCAAAGAAAGCUGUGGAUGCUGGCCUGAGGGUGAAGCCUUACAUCAAAACCAGCCUGUCUCCUGGGAGUGGUGUGGUCACCUACUACCUGCGAGAAAGCGGAGUCAUGCCUUAUCUGUCUCAGCUUGGGUUUGACGUGGUGGGCUACGGAUGCAUGACCUGCAUUGGCAACAGUGGGCCCUUGCCUGAACCUGUGGUAGAAGCCAUCACACAGGGAGACCUUAUAGCUGUUGGAGUACUAUCUGGGAACAGGAAUUUUGAAGGUCGAGUCCACCCCAACACCCGGGCCAACUAUUUAGCGUCUCCGCCCUUAGUAAUAGCGUAUGCAAUUGCUGGCACCAUCAAAAUUGACUUUGAGAAAGAGCCAUUGGGGGUAAAUGCAAAGGGACAACAGGUAUUUCUGAAGGAUAUCUGGCCAACUAGAGAGGAGAUCCAGGCAGUGGAGCGUCAGUACGUCAUCCCUGGGAUGUUCAAGGAGGUCUAUCAGAAAAUAGAGACUGUGAACGAAAGCUGGAAUGCCUUAGCAGCCCCUUCAGAUAAGCUGUAUUACUGGAAUCCCAAAUCUACAUAUAUUAAGUCACCACCAUUCUUUGAAAACCUGACUUUGGAUCUUCAGUCCCCUAAAUCUAUCGUGGAUGCUUAUGUGCUAUUAAAUUUGGGAGAUUCAGUAACAACUGACCACAUCUCUCCGGCUGGAAAUAUUGCAAGAAACAGCCCUGCCGCUCGCUACUUAACUAACAGAGGCCUGACUCCACGAGAAUUCAACUCCUAUGGCUCCCGCCGAGGUAACGAUGCCAUCAUGGCGCGAGGGACAUUUGCCAACAUUCGCUUAUUGAAUAAAUUUUUGAAUAAGCAGGCACCACAGACUAUACAUCUGCCUUCCGGAGAAAUUCUUGAUGUGUUUGAUGCCGCUGAGCGGUACCAGCAGGCAGGCCUUCCCCUGAUCAUUCUGGCCGGCAAAGAGUAUGGCUCGGGCAGCUCCCGGGACUGGGCAGCCAAGGGCCCUUUCCUCCUGGGAAUCAAAGCUGUGCUGGCUGAGAGUUACGAGCGAAUUCACCGUAGUAACUUAGUCGGAAUGGGGGUGAUUCCCCUCGAAUAUCUCCCUGGGGAGACUGCAGAUACCCUGAGACUCACAGGGCGGGAACGAUACACUAUCAACAUUCCAGAAAACCUCAAACCACGAAUGAAAGUCCAGGUCAAGCUGGAUACUGGGAAGACUUUCCAGGCGGUCAUGAGGUUUGACACCGACGUGGAGCUCACUUAUUUCCUCAACGGGGGCAUCCUCAACUACAUGAUUCGCAAGAUGGCCAAGUAGGCCCUCGUUUCUUAGGAGACCUGCACUUGGAGCUGCACCCGGAGCAUGGGCAGCGCCACCAGACAGCUGAGCCCCUGGUGCAGAAGCGUCCCCCGCCUUCACACAGGGCGCUGCCUCACAGAUGGAGCACGUGAACACUGGCAUCCUGGUGCCAUUCCUCCAGUCACAAAAUCAGCAGUUCCUACGUUCUCUAUUUUUAUUAAUCUUUGUACCUUUUUCUAGACUUUGGAAGCAAGAAUGGUGUGACUGUCAGUCGUGCCAGAAAGAACUGAGCUCAUCUUUAAAGUUACUGAUCACAGAAUGUUGAUUUUUCACUCUUAGCCUGUUAAUGUUCAGCUGAACAUAAGUCUUCUCAGAAGUGUCUCCUAUCCUCUUUUUGGUUCCUCUGUUAUCCUCAGCUCAGUGAAAUCUUGCCCGUGAGGGUCAUUUGCCUCUGCAUAUUAUACCAGUGUUAACUGACAUGGGUAGAUAAGAACUUUUUCACACUUCAAAUCACAAUGGUGACUGUGAUUCUCCAAUUCUCCCCCUCUCCCUUGUUCGGAAUGAAUGAUCUAGAUACCUUGUGGACAGAUCAGAUGUUGAAACCUUUUGAUUUUGUACCUUUUGAUGGAUCGACAUUAAAGAAAUGUGAUGUUUUCUUUCACUAUCUUCAAAAUUUUCAUUUGUCCAGAAGAUAACUUUGUUUGAAGGUGGUUUUGGAGAGAGACACAGAACAUUUCUAAUUUGAAUAAAAUUAAAUCUAUUUUCAAGGAAAA